CGGCGCGCGCGGCCAUCCUUCCAAACUGUGUCCCGUCGGAUGAGGUGCAACUUUGCGCAUUAGCUGUGAGGGGAUUAAUUACGCACAUCGAAGAUGCAGUAAAAGGCUCAGCUCUUAUGACAUCUAUCACAUUCGGACAUCGACACGAGCCUGUAACCACCUUGCGACCAUCACGAUGCCAGGAACGUGCUUGAUGACCGAUGCGGUCAGGACAGCGGAUAGUUAGUGAUGAGGAGGAGCAAGUUAUCGGCGUGCCGACGGCCCAGGUCACUAGUAACAUGCCAGUCCUUGGUCCCAGCGCCGAUUCAACUCCACUUCGAGGACUUCUGAUCGCCAUCUUCAUCCUAUUGUCCCUGCCGCGUUGUCGCUGCACGGAUCUAGGACAAUGCACUACGGCGUUAGGCAUGGAGAGCGGAGAAAUCCCCGAUGAAGACAUCUCGGCAAGUUCUAUGUACGAUCCCAGCCUCGGACCGAAACAUGCCAGGCUGCGACAAGACAGGGGUGGCGGUGCUUGGUGCCCGAGAAAUAUGGUAACCAAGGAAGGCAAGGAGUACUUGGAGGUGAACCUGCAUACUCCGCGUUUACUGACGUCUACCAAAACGCAGGGCAGAUUCGGCAAUGGCAACGGGGUCGAGUACACCGAGGAGUACUUUGUCGAGUAUUGGCGGCCAGGGUUCAACAAGUGGGUGCGAUGGAGGAAUCGACGUGGCAUAGAGCUUUUGGUGGGUAAUAACAAUCCAUAUUCGGAGGAGGAACAAAUCUUCGAUCCAGCUAUAAUCGCAACAAAAAUCCGUUUUAUCCCUUACACUUCUCAUAUGCGCACAGUAUGUAUGCGCGUAGAGCUUUACGGCUGUUCAUGGACAGAGGGUCUCGUUUCGUAUUCCAUGCCCCAAGGAAUCAAGAGGGGUUCCGAGGUUGACCUUUCCGACAGGACGUACGACGGCCGCGAAGAAGCGGGUUACCUCUCCGGGGGACUUGGUCAACUUGUCGACGGGCAAAAGGGUCCCGACAACUUCAGAUUGGACGUCAGCGGUAACGGAAAGGGAUACGAAUGGGUCGGCUGGCGAAACGACACACCCAACAUGCUUGGACGUCCGGUGGAAAUAACUUUCGAGUUCGACUACUCGAGGAAUUUCACUGCCAUACAUCUACACAUGAACAAUUACUUCACGAAGGACGUGCAGGUUUUCUCGUACGCGAAGGUCUAUCUCGGCACAGGUGGCAACCAGUUUACCGGCGAGCCUGUCCAUUUCUCUUACAUACCCGAUCAAGUUCUCGAACAGGCGCGCGAAGUCACCAUAAAGCUGCAUUCGCGCGCCGGCCGCUUCCUAAAAUUGCAGCUCUACUUCGCCGCGCGGUGGAUCAUGCUCAGCGAGGUAAUCUUCGAAUCAGUUAUCUCCGAAUGGAACAAUACCGAGGACGAGGAGGCGAAGAACAAGAGCGCCAUUGUACUGGCGACCGGCAGCCCCUAUCAAAAUAACGAGGGUCCACUGCAGAGAGACGAAGUGAAGGCUACUUUUAAUAAGGAGGAAAGCAAAGAUAACACCUUUCCAGAUAAGAGCAAGGAGCCGGAAUCGAAGCAGUUUGUCGGUUUAGUUAUCGGCAUCCUGACGACCGUAAUUGUGAUGCUGCUCGCGGCGAUCAUGUUCAUCUUCUAUAGGAACCGUAGGCUCAAAGCUGCUCUCGCACCGUCAAACUUCUACGAUCAACAGGGUGAUCUCAAGGUCUCCGUGCCAGAGGAGGGCGAGGACAAAGGACCAAUUUGCCCCCCGCUUCCGGCGCAGUACCAUCCAGCCACUUACAGCACGACAACGCCGCAGUUACACAAAACCGUCACGGAUUACACCGGAAUCAACGAGGUGCAGCCAGUUAUUCCGCUCCUGCUUAACUCGACGACGAUCAAUCUUGCCAGGCCAAUUCCGGCGGUCCAAGAAUAUCCGUCUAACCCACCACCCAUACCGCCCCCGCCGGAAAAGUAUUACGCCAGCACGGAGAUCUGUAAGAGUCCUCUACCACCACUGCCACCCUCGCCAACACCAAGUACACCACCGCCAAUGAGUGCGAAAGCCUCUAGCAGUGUAACUAGCUACAGUCCGGAAGAUAUGCUAACGGAGGAAGAGGAGGAGAUACCUGAGUGUGUCCUUGAUUUUCCACGGGAAAAACUCAACAUCGUUGAAAAUCUUGGCUGUGGAUACUUCGGCGAUGUUCAUCUCUGCGAGGUUGACAGGUUUCCUGGCUACGAUGAGGUUUUCAGAAAUACCUCCAGCGAUUUGGUUAUUGUUAAAUCCUUGAAACCUGGAUCUUCUGACGCUCUUAGGAUAGAAUUUCAACAGGAGGCAAAGAGACUGGUACGACUCGCCGAUCGAAAUGUCGCGCGGCUACUCGGUGCCAGCCUUGAGAACGAUCCCAUGUGCAUCGUAUUGGAAAACGGCGAGUACGGGGAUUUGAAUCAAUAUCUGCAAAGUCACAUCGCCGAAACUUCAAACUUGCACACGGCUAAGACGCUUAGUUUCGGCACAUUGGUUUACAUGGCCACGCAAAUAGCAUCCGGCAUGAAGUAUCUCGAGGAAAUGGACUUCGUGCAUCGGGAUCUCGCCACAAGAAAUUGUUUAGUGUGCCGCGGAUGCACGGUUAAAGUAUCUGAUUUGGGUAGCGGACGAAGCGCAUAUGCGGCGGAUUACUUCCGUGUCGAAGGACGUCCUCCAUUACCGAUUCGAUGGAUGCCAUGGGAAUCAAUGCUAAUGGGAAGACACACGUGCAAGGGCGACGUCUGGGCGUUUGCCGUCACGCUGUGGGAAAUACUGACAUUUGCGCGGGAGCAACCGUUCGAGGAGUUUCCGGAUCAUCGAAUAGUGGAGAAUGCGACUUACUUUUAUCAAGAGGAUGAGCGAAGGAUGAUACUACCACUGCCAAAAAACUGUCCCAAAGAGAUCUACGAUCUGAUGCGUGAAUGUUGGCAGAGGAACGACGUCGACCGACCAAACUUUCGCGAGAUUCACCUGUUCCUGCAACGAAAAAAUCUCGGUUAUAAACCCGAAGUUACGCGUUGACCAAAACGGAUAGCCCCAUAACAAUGAUACCGAGUCUCCACGAUACCAUAUCCACGCUCGCGCAAUUGAAAUGGAUAGAUUAUGAUUUUGAUCCGUGGCAUUCGAUACGAAAUGGAACGUUACUAGUGCUGGCAAUACGAGGGGAGCACGUUCGAUAAAUCGCACAUACGCUGUUCCGAAAUUGAUACUGUCAGCAAACAAGCUUAUGAUAUUCGCGCCGUAACGGCACUCGUGUCACGUUCGGGAUAUACGUGGAUCGGACUUGAAAAUCGCGAGUUGUACGUAACAUGUCCACCGACGAAUAACGUAGUCAUUUCUAAACUUCGAUGCUCGAAAUAAAAAAAAAAUGGACCUUUAUCCAAGAUCGAAAUUUGCUGAUCUUCAUGAUGGGAUUACGUUAUCCGUUCUCGGGCCUUUUAUAUGUCGGUUUCGUAAAAGUGUUCUGAAAAAAAAUUUGUUUUUUCAAAAAUCUAGAUACAGAUACAUACACGUAUAUAUAUGCCAUUUUUAAGACAAUUAAACGAGUUGUUUUUAGGAAAGCAAAAUCUAUAAGCGUAUACGAUCGAGUUGAUUAUAAAUCAAUGUGUUUCCGAUGAUAUUUAACUGCUUGUAUACUCUUUGCCCCAUUUUAUUUUUCAAGCUAUCGUCUUCAAGAAGAUAAAUAUAAAAACAGGCUAAUUAUUGUUCCUUCAACCGUUUAAUUGCACGACCAAUAUCCUUCCCUCCAAUUCAGUUGGACGAAGAUUUCUCGUUAACUUUUUAAUUGAACACUCGCCAUAGUGGCGCGCAGAAAGAAUUAUACGAACGUCGCUUCAAGGAGCUUAUCAAUGCACAAAAAAUUAUGAAAUGGGUUAAGAGGAACAUUCUGUAAAAUUAAUCAUUGUGCCGUACAAGAAGCAUUUUUCGAAGAGUACGGGAAAAGGUAAUCUUAAUCCGCGUUAAGUUUUCGUUAAGUUCCCUUAAACUACUCUUAAGCUUAAGAUGCGCUUAGCCGAAGUGCAUAAAUGUUUGACAAUACCAUUAGAGGUUGCAUUAUAAAUUCAUAUAAAGUGUGUAAAGAAUGUUGAAGGAUUAAUCGACAAUGUAAAUUAUUAGAUUAUUAUAAGACCGUCAUUCUAUUGGCGGUCAUAUUGCAUAAUCGUUUUAGGAUCGUUAACUCUAUCGAUACACAAAACUUCUCUCGUGCCCCGUUGUUCGACUUCGGCAAAAGCCGUAAGACGGAUGUAUCGUGAUUCUAGGAGGAAAAAAGGAGCACAUGUGACCUGAUGUUAAGUUUAUAGUGUGAAAUAGAGAUGGGCGAUUUACCCGGCAAAUGUUUCUACUUCAUUUGACACUUGUAAACAUCCGAUCAAAUCUCCGAACAUGGUUAUAAAUGUUUUAUAUAAUAAAUAUUUGAUUUAACUAUUUAUGCUUUAUUUUGACGAUCAAAUUUUUGAGAUUAUUAUUUAUUCUCUGAAUUUGUUGUCUUCCUAUUCAAACCGACAUGUUCCACAUAUUCCAUACACCAGUAAGACAUUUCCAGGUAAAUAGCUAUCGUUAGUAUGAAAUAUUGAAAGACUUAUAUACUUGUUAGAAUGGUUCUGUACGUAUAGCAAAAGGAAAACAAUAGUUGUGCGAAACACGACAGAGAUAUUCCGACGUUCAAAAACUUGUACACGUCACGUAAAUUCCGAUACGUUGUUCUAGGAACCUUGUCUCGC
Molecule: messenger RNA, 4750 nt
Organism: Trachymyrmex septentrionalis
Lineage: Eukaryota; Metazoa; Arthropoda; Insecta; Hymenoptera; Formicidae
Gene: Ddr
Product: discoidin domain-containing receptor 2
Exons: 20
Coding region: 201-3050 (949 amino acids)
Biological process (GO): cell surface receptor protein tyrosine kinase signaling pathway; multicellular organism development; positive regulation of kinase activity
Cellular component (GO): signaling receptor complex
Molecular function (GO): protein tyrosine kinase collagen receptor activity; ATP binding; collagen binding
Source: RefSeq, a predicted model, not a curated record